AUCAGGAGCGGUUUGUUUAUUGUACGGCCAUCGCUCCACAAGCUUUUGGAGGAAGUUCACUUCUUUUGCGAAAAGAUUUGAAAAAUUUAGCUCGAAUAUUGGGUCCCAAAACGAAGAAAGACGGCCAAAGGAAAUAGCGAUCUCCCUAUUACCAUCAGGGAAUCGCAAAACAAUCGUCAGAGUACGGAAUGGAUGCCACGGAAGCCAAGAGACCUGCAAUAGGCACUCCUGUUGCAUCUUCUGCUACCCCAGCUCAUCCCGACCCUUUUAAUCGCAAGUCUGUACGCAAACCACCGAAAGGUCCGCCAAAGAAGCAGCAAGGCUCUUCGAGGUUUCGGACGAAAGCCAUCACAGAAAUCCAGCCGCUAAACUUGCUUAAAGAUACUCCGCCGGUUGAACAGCAAGAAUUGUUCAUCCAAAAACUUCAACAGUGUUGCAUAGUGUUCGAUUUCAUGGAUGCGGUCGGCGAAUUGAAGGGCAAAGAAAUCAAACGAGCUACCCUUAACGAGCUAGUGGACUAUGUCACUUCGGGGCGAGGCGUUCUUACAGAAAAUGUCUACCCUGAAAUCGUGAAAAUGGUGGCCUCUAAUAUCUUUCGAACAUUACCACCAUCUGAGAAUCCUGACUUUGACCCUGAGGAAGACGACCCCACCUUGGAAGCGUCUUGGCCACAUUUACAGCUUGUUUACGAAUUCUUCUUGAGAUUCUUGGAGUCUCCAGAGUUCCAGCCAAGCAUUGCGAAGAAGUUCAUUGAUCAGAAGUUUGUUUUGCAGCUACUUGAGCUGUUUGAUAGCGAGGAUCCCAGGGAGCGAGACUUCCUCAAAACUGUGCUACACAGGAUAUAUGGGAAAUUUCUGGGACUCAGAGCCUACAUUAGGAAGCAAAUUAAUAAUAUUUUCCUAAACAUGUUGGGGGGAAGGAAGUCAGUUGGGACAUUUGUCUUUGAGACAGAACACUUCAAUGGAGUUGGCGAGUUACUGGAAAUUUUAGGAAGUAUUAUCAAUGGAUUUGCCCUUCCUUUGAAAGCCGAACACAAGCAGUUUUUAAAGCGUGUUCUCAUCCCCCUUCACAAAGUGAAGUGCUUAGGACUUUAUCAUGCUCAGCUUGCAUACUGCAUUGUCCAAUUCUUGGAAAAAGAUGCUGCCCUUACUGAUGAAGUUAUUCUUGGCUUGUUGAGAUAUUGGCCAAAGACAAGUAGUCAAAAAGAAGUUAUGUUCUUAGGGGAAAUAGAAGAAAUUCUUGAUGUCAUUGACCCUGCACAAUUCCAAAAAAUAGAAGAAGCACUAUUCAAGCAAAUUGCAAAAUGUGUGUCCAGCCCACAUUUCCAGGUGGCUGAAAGAGCCCUGUAUUUCUGGAACAAUGAGUACAUAAUGAGCCUGAUUGAGGAGAACUCAAAUGUUAUUCUACCAAUUAUGUUCUCAAGUUUAUAUCGAAUUUCCAAGGAUCACUGGAAUCAGACCAUAGUAGCGUUAGUAUAUAAUGUUCUCAAAACAUUUAUGGAAAUGAAUGGCAAGCUGUUUGAUGAACUAACUUCGUCAUACAAAGCAGAUCGACAAAAGGAGAAAAAGAAAGAAAAGGAAAGAGACGAGUUAUGGAAAGAGCUGGAGAAAUUAGAUAUUGAGAGAAGAAAAAAGCUUGGCCUCCCUCCACCUGAACACAAUAACUCCGCCCCCCUAACCGGGAAAAGUGUCGCCAACGCUUCCGACAUCUCAUCCACGAAUCCCGGGGGGACAAAAAGUCCCAAAAGUUGAAAAUCGACCCUUGUAUAUCUUCUUUCCCAUGGUGAUUUGCAUAUUAUUCACAGUAAAACACUUAGUAAGAGGAAUGAAUUCUCGGCCUUUUUUAUUUUUCAGUGCAAUUAUUCUCGAACAUCGAGGAAGACAGGGGAAGGGAGAGAGAUUUGAUCUUCCAGGUUAAGGUUUAACAUCAUUCAAUUUAUCUCUCUUUCGUCCAGAUUAUACUGAAUGCGUGUGUAUGUUUUUUUUUUUGUUUUUUUUUUUUGUUACCGUGCCUGCAAGCAUAGUCGUCCAUGAUUCUCAUGAUAUUAUUAUUAUUGUAAAAUAUAUAAAGUACCGUAGGUAGUGUCCUAUACGAGCACAGCCACAGUUUACAAAAACACAAAAAAGACAGGGCCUUUGCACUGAAAGGGGUGGUUCUAUUUACUAAUGCACUACCAACAAUAUUAUGUAUGUUCAAAGUAGUCCAUUAGGAAAUUGCUACAAGUAAUGUACCAGUGAAAGGCAUGUUGAUAUUAAAUGAUAAGUGUA
Molecule: messenger RNA, 2267 nt
Organism: Nematostella vectensis (starlet sea anemone)
Lineage: Eukaryota; Metazoa; Cnidaria; Anthozoa; Actiniaria; Edwardsiidae
Product: serine/threonine-protein phosphatase 2A 56 kDa regulatory subunit epsilon isoform
Exons: 14
Coding region: 189-1751 (520 amino acids)
Biological process (GO): protein dephosphorylation; signal transduction
Cellular component (GO): nucleus; cytosol; protein phosphatase type 2A complex
Molecular function (GO): protein phosphatase activator activity
Source: RefSeq, a predicted model, not a curated record